Molecule: messenger RNA, 1869 nt
Organism: Sycon ciliatum
Lineage: Eukaryota; Metazoa; Porifera; Calcarea; Leucosolenida; Sycettidae
Exons: 9
Coding region: 141-1745 (534 amino acids)
Source: RefSeq, a predicted model, not a curated record
UCUCCUGGUCACUCUCCAAUUGCGUUGUGGUGGUUAGCCAAACGCGCAUUUGCUUCUCAAAGCAUCACCUACCGGGAACGGAAUAGGUUGGAAGAGAGAGAGAGAGAAAGAGAAGCUCUGCGAGAAGAAGAAAGUCGGAGAUGGCGUAUGCUGCUAUGUCUUCACGCUUCUGGACGGCGUCGUUCGCUUUCGCAACUCUAGCCGUGAUCUGCACACAGCACGCGACAGCAGAUUCCGACAAGCUGGUCACAUUCCUUCCAAAUUUUGUGACAAACUGUAACAACACCGCUGGAACUCAAUCCACCUGGUUUGCAAUAUUUAGUACAAGCCUCUACACCGGGGAGUUCAAUACGAUCAGUCCUGAAUCAGCCGUUGAUACGUGCCAAAGAUAUGGGUUUGAUGUGAUGGACUAUGACCAGUACAAGAACCCGGAGUCCGGCGUGGAAUCCUGCGUUUCCAGCCUCCUGGACAAGUUGUUUAGCGUAAGGAGGGAUCUAGUGUCACCAGUGUAUUGGGCCCGGCGAUCUGGGAAUGUGUUGAUGCGUCAGGAUUACUCACAAGAAAGCAGUGGCGUAGCCUACACUGGAGACAUUCCUCCCACUAUAAUCUGCUCAGGCAGUUGGACAACGGUGCCCUAUCAAAAGUAUUACCUAUCAACACUUCAGAAUGGACUGCGUGUGAAGUACAAUGCAGCAAGGCGAGCCUGCACUUUUUACGGCAAACGUCUCAUGUCCGAGAAUGACAUCCCCGCGUCACAAUUGACUAACCUUCGACAGAAUGUGUUUGCACAUCUUCAAGUUAAAUCUGGUGCAUAUUUCCUUGAAGGCGGCGCGAAGAUCUUGGCACAGAACUACCGGGGGCAAACUAGUGAAUUGAUCAUGCAGAUUUUCAAUCUCUACCCUGAGUCCGAGAAGCAAAUAUUAUGCAUUCAGAUCUGCGAUCAUGGGCAACUUGUGAAGGGGCGCUGCAUCUGCCAAAAAGGGUACAUUGGCGAAACGUGUGAAAAAGACAUCACACCAGAACUCAUCUCAUUUUGUGCAAGAACUGAGGAGAGCCCGAAGUUAAGGUUUCCGCUGAUGGGCUCAGCUGCUACCCUUUCUCGACAAGUGAGUUCCCUUGAAGGUGCCCAACACCUGUGUCGUCAGAGGGGAUUUGGAGUGCUUGAUUUCGGGGACAUCGGCAUUGGCACGGAAAAAGAGAUCAGUUGCAAGCAACGUCCUUUCCAAAUUAUCCAGGGUCAACUUAAUCUUAACGCUCAGCGAGAAACGACAUCUUCCAUCAGUUUCUGGUCAGCCUAUGUCCGAAAGAUCUACGCCAUGGCUGCUUUCCAGAGUCCCGUUCUGAGGACCUAUGAAUCUGGCCACGAAUAUUCCGUGGCUUGUGAAGGACACUGGAAGCGGAAAACCGUACAAUCUGGCACCUUCUCGCUCGCCACGUUGGGUAAGCAAGCGCCAGUCUCCUACGAGUUUGCAGGCGACGCCUGCGCAUACAUCAACCACACCCUUCUGACCCCGCAGGAGCUUGCCGCCGCUUUCGAGUACGACGCAACCCUCCGAGCAGACCUCGAUGAUCUCCUGGAGCCUGGUGUUGGUCCAGACUAUAUCCUCGCCGGAGGGCGGGUCAAAGCUCAUUAUACCAAGUUGCAUGGACCAUCGUUUGUGGUGUUUCUGGCCACCGAUGGAGCAGAAGGGUAUGCGGUCCUUUGUGGAAGAGGCAACUUUGCAUCUCUCAAGCCAGCUCAUUGAGAAUCUGGGAUAAAGGGUUGAGCAGGCAGGACGGAAUGAGUAUUUUCCGCAAGCACUGCUUUACGUCCUUCUUCGCGUGACCAGAGGACAAUUGGACACUCUCUAAAACCUACGUUCUAAGAAU